AUGUGUGGACGAUACAGCUUGGCUUUGCGGCCUUCCCAGGUCCGCGAAUACUUGGAGAAUGAUGAGAUGCCAGUGUACGAAGCUCCGGAUGAUGACGGUGCAAAUGCUCCCCGCCAGAGCUACAACUUCGCACCGGGAUACCAUGGCAUUGUGUACCGCGCAGAGAGACCUAAUAGAGACCAACAUCAAGACGGGGAGACGGAGCAACCUUCCAACAAAGACCAUCUAGGGGAAGGUGGACAACAAGAAAUCAGGUAUAAACUGCAACAAAUGACGUGGGGUCUGAUACCUUCUUGGACCAAACGGAACCCUAAUUAUGGCUCCGUGAUGAAGACAAUAAACUGUCGCGAUGACUCGCUGAGUAAGAGCGGCGGUAUGUGGACGACGAUGAAACAGAAGAAGCGUUGUGUUGUUGUGGCACAGGGGUUUUAUGAAUGGUUGAAAAAAGGCAAGGAAAAGCUGCCUCAUUAUGUGAAACGGAAGGAUGGGGCUGAGGAGAGGCUCUAUACCUAUACGAUCAUAACUACAGAUCCCAACAAACAACUCAAGUUCCUCCAUGAUCGGAUGCCUGUAAUUCUGGAGAAUGGUUCCCAAGACUUGCGAACCUGGCUUGAUCCAAAUCGUACCUGGUCCAAGGAGCUUCAAAAUCUCUUGAAGCCAUUUGGUGGGGAGUUAGAUAUCUACCCUGUCAGCAAAGACGUUGGAAAGGUUGGCAAUAACUCACCUACAUUUAUCGUUCCUCUCACAAGCAGUGAAAACAAAUCCAAUAUUGCCAAUUUCUUCAUCAAGCCAGUUCCGAAGAAGGACGUAAAGAUUAGUACAUCGUCCAAGAUAGAAGGCGAGGCGAGUGAGCCCUCGUCAGCCAAGCAUGCACCAAAGGAUGACCGCGAAGCUGGUGAGCAUUCCGGGGCUGAAGACAACGCCCCGUUGCCUGUUCCGAGGAAUGAGGCCAAGAAAGGCAUGAAGCGAGAACUGGAGGAUGUGCCUACCGAAAGAAAUCCGCAGAAGGUUCAAAAAACUACCCGCAGGGAUCGAAGUGCUACAAGCAACAAGUAA
This is a messenger RNA of Venustampulla echinocandica, 1056 nucleotides long. RefSeq names its product DUF159-domain-containing protein. The record is from RefSeq and is a predicted model, not a curated record. Gene Ontology annotation, biological process: DNA damage response. Bases 1 to 1056 code for a protein of 351 amino acids. The transcript has 3 exons. NCBI's taxonomy places the organism in Eukaryota, Fungi, Ascomycota, Leotiomycetes, Helotiales, Pleuroascaceae. Gene Ontology annotation, molecular function: single-stranded DNA binding.